AUGAAUAUAGUUGAGUCAGUGUCAAAAAGUAUUUCAGUGAGGGCCAAAUGUCUGCAAUUAGAAAUUUGUUUAAUUUGGGAGGGAGAAACAAUUUUAAGAAUGUAUAAAAAUAUUGAGAAACUUAUUGAAGUAAACAAACAAAAAUUUGAUUGUUAUAAUGACCUCCAAUUUCAAAUGGGGAACAUUAAUACAGCAAUAAAUAAAGACUUGGAUGAUAUUAAAUUUGAAAGUUCCAAAACUAUUAGUAGCAUAUCUAAUCAGAUUCAAAAAUAUAAUAAUGUUAAAAUAAUAGCUGAAGAAAAAAAUAGAUUCUUAGAUGAGUUACAUAAUAAGAUUCCUGUUACUGAAGAAAUUCUACUACACAGGUUAAGUUUUUGA
This is a messenger RNA of Macrosiphum euphorbiae (potato aphid), 378 nucleotides long. NCBI's taxonomy places the organism in Eukaryota, Metazoa, Arthropoda, Insecta, Hemiptera, Aphididae. The record is from the annotation of a GenBank genome assembly.